AUGAGUAAAACGUUCUCGUUAAUUUGUAACAAUAAUACAAACCCUGUAUGUGCCUGUGAUUUCAGGUUGAAUAUUUAUGGAUGUCCCGAAGAAUAUAUUUUAGUAAAAUCUAAUCAAAUACUGAUAGGAUAUUGCUUCCUAUUAAUAUCGUGUUCAAUAGCAAAUCUUUAUUAUUUGAUUGUCAAAAAAGAUUACUCUUUCUUGUUGCAAAACCAAAAAUAUAGUGGUUACCUACGACUAAGACCUCAACAUACUUAUCACGGGAUUGCCUUGGCUUAUUUUAGUUUUGGAUUUAUAUCGUCACGUGCAUUAUCAGCUUCAUUGUCUAUCUUAUAUCCAAUAAGCAUUGUUUAUUCAACUUCAGCGUUUAAAGUUGGUACCAAUUUUGGCAAUAACACGCGUUCAUCCUCAACAUUAAGUCAAAGACAUCAACAAGAGUACCAAAAAUCGACUACUUCAUCUUCUAGUUACAAUAAAUUAUUGAUAGAUUUAGUAUGUUUAUUUAUGAUGAUAAUUCCAAUUGUGGCCUUUAUAUCACUAGCAGGCAUAACUGGUCACUAUGCUGAUAAAAUGAAUUUGGAUAUGGCCAAUAAAGUUUUCACCAUACACAAUUUGAUUUGGAUAGUUUGGAUUAUUAUAUAUGUCGUGAUUAUGUUGAUAGUUUGGGUGAGAUUUAUUCGCAUAGUCUGGGAAAACAUGAAUGAAUUGAUGGAAGGCAAUAGAAAUAGAAGUACCGAGUUACAAAGUAAAUUGGUUCAAUUGAGAAAAAGCAGUAUAAAUUUAUCGUUGCCGGUGCUAGGACAAGUUGUUGUUGCAAUUAUUUAUUUACCUGCGCACUUAAUGUAUGGAUUAUUUCAAAGGACAGACACGAUAUUUAAUCAUAAUAUAAAUUUAUUAUAUUUUUUCAUUUGGAAUUUCCUAAUACCUGUUGUUGCGCACAUCAUUCAAUGGAUAAUGACUUACAAUGUAUUAACAAUGCCUUCGUCAUCAACUAAAAAAACCUUCAAUGAUGAUAAUUCAACCAGUCAUCAUUCAACAUCCUCGUCUUCCUUUACAAUUAAUAACAACGAUGAAACUAACAACAUUAAUAACGAUUUUUCUUUUUUUAAUAAAGAUAAAAAAGUCGAAACAAUAUCAAUGGUUGAAUUAACAAGAAAUAACGUCGAAGAAGGAUCAAUUUCAAUUUCUUUAGAUUAUAAUAAAUCAAUUCUAUCGAAAUUACCAUCUUGCUCCUCAUUAAAAUCUAAUAUCAACAACGGCAGAUACAGUAAACGCCACCGCAAUAAUAAUAGUUUCGAUAUUAUUGAUAAUGUCAGUAAUCUAUCAUCAUCAUGCCCUCUUCCUCAUAGUAAAUUUAAUAAAAGAUUGAGUUGGAAUUCUAAAUUUCAUUAUAGCAGUAAUCGUCACAGUAAAAAUAAUGAUGAUUUAAUAAAUGAACAUCAAGAUGUGCCGUUAAGUCCCACUCCAACAAUGAUAAACCAACGGUUACCUUCAAUGCCUACAUCUCCAAUAAGAAAUAUCAACUAUAGAUAUUCAACACAAACUAAUUUAUCUGAUUCAACUACACUACCAAACACGCCAACCACUCCGAAAAUGCCAAAAUCGUUUUAUAAAACAAGAACAUCAACAAUUGAAUUUGGAGUGGAGGAGUCAUGGUUAACCGAAAAACCAAGCUUCUAUAAUGACCAGGAAUAG
Molecule: messenger RNA, 1695 nt
Organism: Entrophospora candida
Lineage: Eukaryota; Fungi; Glomeromycota; Glomeromycetes; Entrophosporales; Entrophosporaceae
Source: the annotation of a GenBank genome assembly